Messenger RNA from Hirsutella rhossiliensis, 1527 nucleotides. RefSeq names its product kinase. Bases 1 to 1527 code for a protein of 508 amino acids. Gene Ontology annotation, molecular function: ATP binding; protein kinase activity. The transcript has 4 exons. NCBI's taxonomy places the organism in Eukaryota, Fungi, Ascomycota, Sordariomycetes, Hypocreales, Ophiocordycipitaceae. The record is from RefSeq and is a predicted model, not a curated record. Gene Ontology annotation, biological process: protein phosphorylation.
AUGGCCGAUCCCUUUGCCCCGCGCUCCAUGAAGCGCAAAAAUGUCAAAGGCCUCGCCCUCACGCCCGCCGCCCCGCGACCCCCGCCGACGGCUGAGACAAGCCGCCCCGACGCCGACUCUGCCCGCGACGAUGGCAAGGAUGGACAACUGGAGAUUGGCAUCGAGUACAAACUCGACCUGAGGCCAGAAGAACUCGAGAUCCUCAAGGAGCUGGGCUCCGGCAAUGGUGGCACAGUCAGCAAGGUCAAGCACCUUACAUCGGGCACCAUCAUGGCGCGCAAGGUCAUCCACGUCGAGGCCAAGAAGGAGAUGCGCAAGAGAAUCGUACGAGAACUGCAGAUCAUGCAUGGGUGCCAUUCCGACUACAUUGUUAAUUUUUACGGCGCAUUUCUCAACAGUAACAACGACGUCAUCAUGUGCAUGGAGUACAUGGAUGUCGGGUCUCUCGACAGGGUCUCGAGAGUGUUUGGCCCGAUCCGCGUCGACGUGCUCGGCAAGAUUGCGGAAGCAACCCUCGGCGGCUUGACGUACCUGUACUCAAAACACCACAUCAUGCACCGGGACAUCAAACCCUCCAACAUCCUCGUCAAUUCCCGAGGCUCCAUCAAGCUGUGCGACUUUGGCGUCUCCGGCGAGCUCAUCAAUUCGAUUGCCGACACCUUUGUCGGCACAUCAACCUACAUGGCCCCCGAACGAAUUCAGGGCGAAAAGUACACCGUCAAGUCGGAUGUGUGGAGCUUCGGCUUGUCCAUCAUGGAGCUGGCCAUUGGCAAAUUCCCGUUUGCCGCGAGCGAGCAACUCUCGGACGAGGAGUGCGCACCGGCGGGCAUUCUGGACUUGCUGCAGCAAAUUGUCCAUGAGCCGGCGCCGAGACUGCCCAAGAGCGAUGCUUUCCCUGGCAUACUGGAGGACAUGAUACAGAAAUGUCUUUACAAACAGCCCGAACAACGUCCAACGCCACAGGAACUUCACGACCGCGAUCCCUUUGUCCAGGCCGCCAAAAGGACCCCUGUCGACUUGAGGCAAUGGGCAGUCGGGCUCCUGGAGCGAGACAACCGCAAAUCUCACCUGGGGCCGCAGCUGUCGCCGGCCACGCAAGACCUGUUGCGAUCAAGCGACUCGCCCACUGGUCAAACGCAAAUCGAGGAUCGGACCGUACACACACCAACCUCGGGCGAGAUACCCAUUGGAGGCGCCGGCAUCAUUUCCCCACGCGACCAGCCAAGUCGUUCGCCGAGUCGCAAUUGCAUUGGGACUGGCCGGACACCCUCCCUGGCGCACCCCGGCAUGGGGCAGAGGAUAGCAACCACCAACUCGAUUCCCCAGGUGUCACGCUACAACGACAACUCGGCUCCUGCCAGUGCCAACGCCGCAACGUUCAAUCUGCCGGUCAGACCCGCUCCGCUGGGCAGCACGCUGCCUCCAGCACCUCCGCGAAAGCAGUCGCAGACGGCGGACGACUCACGAAAAGAAUCCCGAAGACAGGCAACGUUUGGGUUGCCGCCGAACCCAAGCUAUGGCCUGUAG